Klebsormidium nitens is the source of this 1786-nucleotide messenger RNA. The record is from the annotation of a GenBank genome assembly. Lineage: Eukaryota; Viridiplantae; Streptophyta; Klebsormidiophyceae; Klebsormidiales; Klebsormidiaceae.
AGUUUUUGCUGUGCCACUCGGCUGACUGUUUCAUGCAAUGCUCACUUUUUGAACGUGUUCCACAUGAGCUGCAGAAAACUUUCUAAAAACCUCUCCAGAGAAGUGGAGAAAGGGGGGCAGGAUCCUUGAAAGUUUUAAAGCUCCCAUGCCACCACAUUGCAGCUACUAGUACGAAGCAGCUGGAAUGAUCCUAAAGAUGAUGGACAAUGCGAGCGCCCGCCCCUUGGACAUCGUCGUCUUUGGGGCAACCGGUCUUUCCGGUGCUUAUGUGGUUGCGGAGCUUUUGGAGCGGACAAUCCAAUCAGGGGCAGUCUGUGCGGAAGAUGCUGACAGGAGGAUUGGGAUUGCUGGGAGGAGCAGAGACAAGCUGACUGCUCUGCAAACGAAGCUGGGAGCCGAUGACACAAGCUGCCCUAUUCUAGUUGCUGACGUACAGGACGCUGCGGCCCUGGCAGCGGUCGCCCGCCAAGCGAAGCUCAUCGUCAGCUGUGCAGGGCCCUACAGGCACUAUGGAGAGCCUGUGGUGGCAGCAUGCAUCGAAGCGGGGACAGACUACAUUGACAUCUCAGGCGAGCCGGAGUACAUCGAGAUGAUUGAGGCGAAGUAUCACGAGAAGGCCAAAGAGCGGGGCGUCCUGGUCGUCUCGGCGUGCGGCUGGGACUCCAUCCCCGCAGAGCUCGGCUCGCUGCGAACAGCACGGCGUUUCAAGCCGCCUGCAGUGUGCACCCAGAUUGAGGAGUUCGUGACGAUCCACGGAGGGGCUGCCGGGAUUGCCGCGCACUACGCGACCUAUUGCUCGGCGGUGGAGGGCAUUGGGGCGACAGGCGAACUCAAGAAGCUGCGUGCGUCCCAACCCAAGAAGCCCCGCCCCGCGAUUCCCGGCCCGCCCCUCAAGCGCCAGAUCAGCCCCUACUGGGAGAAGCGUUUGGACGCGUACGCGGUCCCCUUCAUGGGCGCGGACGCCUCGAUCGUCCGGCGCGCCGUCCAAACGUUUGCGGACCACCCCCGCGGGCUGAGCGACAAGGGGACGCAGGGUAUUCCGCCAUUCCACUUCGCGGCCUACCUAACCAUCCCCGACCGCUGGAGUCUGUGGCGUUACGUCGCCUUGGGGACGGCUUUCGUACAGCUGGCAGCCCGCGAGUGGGGCCGGAGACUCCUCCUCGAGUACCCCCGGUUCUUCACCUGGGGACUCUUCACAAAGGCCGCUCCCACCGAGGAGCAGACCAAAGAGACUAGUUUCGAGAUGACGUUUUACGGCGCGGGGUAUGACGCGCCUCCACCCCCCGGUUCCAACCAACCGCCCAACAAGUGCGUCGGCGUCAGAAUAUGCGGCCCGGACCCAGCCGACAACUCCACUUCCAUCAUCGCCAGCCAAGCCGCGCUCUGCCUCAUAAGCGCGCGGCCGCGGCUCGCAAAGGGCGGCGUGCACACUGCGGGAUCCGUUUUUGGGUUCACAGAUUUGGAGGAGCGGCUUGGCAAGGCGGGCGUCGUAUUCGAGGACAUAAGCUAACAUUGCUGUGGGUAUUAGGAUGCUAAGUAUGUACGUGUCUUUGUGACAGUCAAGGGAUGCUUGUACGAUGUACAGAAGCGUGCACAUCAUCGCCAAAACUAACAGUCAGGUUUAGGUUCAUGCAAGCCCGGAAAUGCAUGUGACGUAUCAUAUCAAGUUCAGUGCCAAAUUUUAGCGCAUAGGCCCUUCAAUCAGACAGUAAUCUAAAUAACCGAGCGCUGUGCAUGAAGAUUUCGUUGUGCCCAAUCUUUUUGAAAGUUUCUGCUACAGUACCAG